Oncorhynchus nerka (sockeye salmon) is the source of this 3968-nucleotide messenger RNA. RefSeq names its product leucine-rich repeat transmembrane neuronal protein 1-like. The transcript has a single exon. The record is from RefSeq and is a predicted model, not a curated record. NCBI's taxonomy places the organism in Eukaryota, Metazoa, Chordata, Actinopteri, Salmoniformes, Salmonidae. Gene Ontology annotation, molecular function: protein binding. Gene Ontology annotation, cellular component: extracellular matrix. Bases 1328 to 2911 code for a protein of 527 amino acids.
GAAUUGUGAGUGGCUUACGACACUCAGUGAACAGACGGUGCCUCUGCAUGCUCUGCCAGUACACUAGUCUGCUGCAAGCGAGGGAUCGAAGUGAAGAGUGCUCUGCCUCUCCUCUCCAUCCCUGUCACACACCGCCUCUGCCUCCCUACUAGCAGCCUCCUCAGCCUCUCAGUCUUCCAGCCUCCACCAGCAAACUCCCUCCAGCCGACCAGGGAAAAACACCACUAACAACACAAGUGGAUAUGAACAGAACCCAAAAGACAGGAGGACGCAGGAGUCAAGGGGCUUCUCACAGGAGAUAAGAGGGGAUCUAAAAGAAGGAUACUAAAAAGAAAGUAGAAAAAAACUAAGGGGAAAACAGAGAGAGAGAGAGAGAGAAGAGAAUGAGAGAGACCCUGGCAUUACCCAUCCUUAUCCUUCCAAUACAUAUUUUCUGAAGCGCACCGGUCGGUCACUAAAAUAAUAAUGACAGAGUUGACUGGAUUUAAGCCGUGCAGGUCAGCGAUCGCUUCAAGUGACGGACGGUAAUUUGUGUUGACAGAUCUGCCCCCAGUCGUUAUCGAGAGAGAGUUUUGAGUUAGUCUUUUCCUCUCCUUUCUUGGUUGGCUUGGUUUUUUCUCUGGUCUCCUCUUCGGAUCAUCGCAGCAGUAGUGACUGCAGAGGAGCAGGAGGGAGAGAGAGAGAGAGAGAGCGAGGAGGCACGGCACUCAUGCAUGCAGCCGAGCAGGAAACUUGCACUUCCUAACCAGCAUCCACUUGGAUUCCUUGGGUCUUUUCUGGCUUCUUUCACACGAGGAGAACUAAGACAUUGUAAGCCUGCCAGGAUCUGGUAUUCUGGCUGAAAAGGACGAGAAGGGGGGGUGCAAAUUUGUACCACACUGGGGUCCUUUUUUAGAUUCACACAUAAUUAGUGUGGGCACAAAGGAAGUCGCUGAAUAGGGGAUGUCCGUCUCUGGAUAGGGGUGAGUAGGAUUCCUUUCAUACGUGAUCGCUCGGUGAAGAAAGCAUUUUUUACCCGCUUCGGGUCUCAUCUUGCCCCCUGAUAUCUAACAUGAGCAAAGUGACUUGCCCUUUAUCCCUCUCCCCUGUUCUUUUCUUUUUAUCCACCACACUGGAUUCCUCUUCCUUUCUAUAAGUAAAUACCUUGGGGGAAAAAACACACACGCACAACACAAUUCACUACAAGAAAGGGAAUACAAAAAAAAUACAAGAGCUGGUUUCCUGCCGGGGAGAGAUUACAAAUUACGAUGUGAACCAUGACAGAAUAAUACCGGAACGAUUCCAAUGGACAUUUUCUCUGCGGAUCUAUCCGAGGAUUUUCAGGCUGAUGGAUUUCCUUCUAAUAGGCUUGUACCUAAAGUGGCCCCUGAGGAAGCCCCCUGGGUUGAUACUGUUGCUGUGGUGCUCUCUGGGCAUCAUGCUCAAAAUGGUCCCAUCGGUGGAGGGCGUCUGCCCCCGUCUAUGCCGCUGCGACAGCAAGCUGCUCUACUGCGAGGGGCUCAAUCUCACCGACGUUCCACGCAACCUGAGCAGCGCACUGGGCCUGUCCAUGCGCGAGAACAACCUGACGGAGCUGCGCGAGGGCCACUUCGCUGGCCUGUCGCAACUCACCUGGCUCUACUUGGAUCAUAACAACAUCGACGUGGUGGAGGAGGGCACCUUCGACAGGCUGCGCCGGGUCAAGGAGCUCGACCUGAGCACCAACCAUAUCGAGAGCCUGCCCAAUGGCACCUUCAGGCCCCUCCCCAACCUGCGCAUCCUGGACCUAUCGUACAACAGGCUGCAGGCGCUGGAGCCCGACCUGUUCCACGGCCUGAGAAAGCUAACCAAUUUGCAUUUGCGCUACAACGCCCUCAAGUUUGUCCCAGUGAGGAUCUUCCAGGACUGCCGGAGCAUGCAGUUCCUGGACCUGGGCUACAACCAGCUUCAGAGCCUGGCGCGGAACUCCUUCGCUGGGCUCUUCAAGCUCACAGAGCUGCACCUGGAGCACAACGAGCUGGUCAAAGUCAACCUGGCCCACUUCCCCCGCCUCAUCUCGCUGCGCACGCUCUACAUGCGCAACAACCGGGCUACCGUUGUGGUCAGCACCCUGGACUGGACCUGGCCCUUCCUGGAGAAGAUUGACCUGUCGGCCAAUGAGAUCGCAUACAUCGAGCCACACGUCUUCGAGAGCGUGCCCAACCUCAAGGCCCUCAUGCUGGACGCCAACCGGCUGACGGCCGUGGAGCAGCGCAUCCUGGAUUCAUGGUCAUCCCUGGGCAGCAUCACUUUGGCAGGCAAUGAGUGGGAAUGCAGCCGCAACGUGUGCGCCCUGGCCCAGUGGCUGAGCGCCUUCCGGGGCCAGCGGGACAGCCAGCUACUGUGUUCCAGCCCGGACGUGGCACAGGGCGAGGACGUACUGGACGCCGUAUACGCCUUCCAGCUGUGCGAGGACGGCAUCGACCAGGCCACCACGACUAUGGGAUGGUACCCCGGGUACACCACCAAGGACCAGGCCCGGGGAGGCCCCACGGCCAACCCCUACGAUCCCCCAGCCGCAGAGGGCGGCGCAGUGGUCACCAAUUCCUUCACCGUGACCGUGGCUAACCUCGACGACAUAGACAGCACCAUGCAGAUCCACAAGGUGGUGACAGGCACCAUGGCGCUCAUCUUCUCCUUCCUCAUUGUGGUGCUGAUGCUCUACGUGACCUGGAAGUGUUUCCCGGCGGGCGUGCGGCAGGUGCGCCAGUGUUUCAGCAGCCAUCGGCGCAAGCAGAAGCAGAAGCAGAGCAUGCAGCAGAUGGCCACCAUGUCCACGCCGGAGUACUACGUCGACUACAAGCCCAACCACAUCGAGGGGGCCCUGGUCAUCAUCAACGAGUACGGCUCCUGCACCUGCCAGCAGCAGCCCUCCCGGGAGUGUGAGGUCUGACCCGGCCCUUUGUGUGUGUGUGUGUGUGUGUGGAUAUGUGUGUGUUUACGUGUGUUUGUGUGGAUAAUAUGGACAACCACGGAGACCCUUUUUGGAUAUAUGGGAUAUAUUGGGUGGGUUGGGGUUGUAUAAGUGAGGUUUGAACCAGGGAUCCUGCUAUGGACACUAUUUACACUGUGUCACACUGUGCUGCUCGCCCCCCUACUGUGGAGGAGAAAGGGGUAGGACUGACUGAGACCGUGGAUUAAUUGCUGUGGAUCUGAAGGGCCUCUAUGGACACUAUGGAGACCAGACUCUAUUGUGCCUGUUGACUUGAUGCACAGAAUCACCAGAGAUGGAAUAUUAUGUUGACUUUAUACAGAAACUCCAGAGAGGAUUACUGUUUGUAGGCACCAAUGGUUUCAUCUUCUUCCUCUUCCUCUUCUUCUUCUUCUUCUCUACACCAGGAGUGGAUAUUAUUUCAGCUUUAAAUGAGUCUUUCUUACUUCAGGAUAUUCUGCUAUUGUCUAAAGACCAACUGGGGACAUACUGGCCAGCCAUAAACACACCAUUUUUAUUGUGGUAAUACAACGACAACAAAAAAAAUACAACAAUAAUGCAAAGUUGGAUUAUUAAAAAAAAUAAAUAAAGAUGAUCAAUUCUGUGUAAAAUAUGUUAAAAAAGCAAGAGUGGGAAAAAAAAGAUGCUAGAUGCUAUCCUAUUUCUUUUGUAAACUACAACAACAAAAAAUACCAUGUUUAAAUAAAUGAAUUGCUAUUCACAGUAAAGCCCUUGUGUUGUAAGGAACCGUUGGGGAGAGGGGUGGGUUAUGAAAAGAGAUGCAGUGCUCGCGCUGGCGGUAGGAAGAGAGAGAGAGCAUUUGUCUGGCGUGCCUACUGCAGUAUGUCUAGUUGGGCCAGAGGGGCAACCUACCCGCACUUCAUCUCAAAUGUUAAAUCCUCUCCAAUAGGAAUAUCAGAUCUUUUAUUGAUCCCUCAUUCCCUAUUUGUGAGUGAGGGGGGCAUUCAAUGUGCUGGCUCGCUAUAGAUGUUGUGGUUGCUUCCCACCGAAUCCCCCC